Molecule: messenger RNA, 3852 nt
Organism: Protobothrops mucrosquamatus (brown spotted pit viper)
Lineage: Eukaryota; Metazoa; Chordata; Lepidosauria; Squamata; Viperidae
Gene: ADGRE5
Product: adhesion G protein-coupled receptor E5
Exons: 16
Coding region: 1-2013 (670 amino acids)
Biological process (GO): cell surface receptor signaling pathway; adenylate cyclase-activating G protein-coupled receptor signaling pathway
Cellular component (GO): membrane
Molecular function (GO): calcium ion binding; G protein-coupled receptor activity
Source: RefSeq, a predicted model, not a curated record
AUGCCCAUGCAGUUCACCACUUCAGAGUUUUUGUCCCAAGUACACAUUGAUGAGUGCAAGAGAAAUAUUUCCACCUGUGGUCCCAAGGGGAGCUGCAUUAACACUGAAGGGGAUUACCACUGUAAAUGCAAGCAAGGAUAUGGAAAGAGCCCUAAAGAUGAUAGAAAGCUAUGCAGAGAUAUUAAUGAGUGUAAUGGAAAUCAUUGUGAUGAAACUGCCCAUUGCAUCAACUACGAAGGAAGUUAUUCAUGUUACUGCCCGCCAGGAUAUUUCCAAUAUUCCAAUGCUGUCCAGGAAAAUAAAACAAAGAUAAAAUGCAAAGAAUUCAACUAUCCCAUACCUUCGUGGAAUAACUGUUCAGAUAAACAGAGUUUCUUUUGCAACAUUACUACUCAGCUGGGAAACCUCUUUGGUUCACCGCCAAAUGUGAGCAGCCAAAUGGAUUCGAAGAGGCAUUUGUGGGAAACACUGGACAAAGUGGACAAUCUGUUGAACUUGAUGGAGGCUGAGAAUAAGCAGCAAAGUCACCAGGUGGCGACUAAGAUAAUGGAGCUGAUGGAGGCCAGGCUCAGGAUGUUUGCGUUUUCCCUACCCAAUGGAACCACCACCAUCAAGCCCAAAGCAGGCACAAAGCUGGUGAUGGAAAUCAGGACAGCUGAGAACACAAGCCAAGGUCUGGCGCAACUGUGGCUGGAGGAAACACAGAUGGAAAUAAGCUGGGAAGCAGCAAGCAAGAAGGGAGAAGGCCCCAGUGUUGUUGGCCUCCUGUCUUAUGAGGACCUGGGAUCCAUCCUGACAGGUGCACAUGUUGAAGGAAGCGACUGGGAGCAAAUUGUAAAGUCAAAGGAAGAGACCGGCAAGCCCAACUAUAAAGUAUUGUCCAAGGUGGCAUCUGCUUUUGUAGGCCAUAAUGAGACCACUGCCCUAAGCAAUCCCGUCACGUUCUCCUUUAACCAUCCAGAACCAGAAUCAAACGUUGAGAAGGUGAUUUGUGCUUUUUGGAAGCCCACUGAAACGGGUGGAAAUUGGUCUCAAGAAGGUUGUGAACGUCUGAACAUCAGUAGUGCUAACAGGACAUAUUGCCGCUGCAACCAUCUGACCAGCUUUGCAGUGCUCAUGGCCUUCUAUGAUGUGGAGGAUUGGGGCCUGUCUAUCAUCACAAAGAUUGGGCUGGUUGUAUCUCUGAUCUGCCUCUUCUUCUCCAUCCUCACCUUCCUGUUCUGCCGUGCCAUCCAAGGUAUCCGCACCACCAUCCACCUCCACCUUUGCCUGGCCCUCUUUGCUGCCCAUGUCAUCUUCUUGGGCGCUGGGAUAUCUAGCAAUACGAUGGCAUGUGUUGUAGUUGCUGGAUUGCUCCAUUAUUUCUUCCUCUGCGUCUUCUGUUGGAUGCUACUGGAGGGUGUGCAGCUCUACCUGAUGGUAGUUCAGGUCUUCAACACACAUAGCCUUAAACACUGGCACAUCUUCCUUCUGGGAUAUGGGCUCCCAGCUGUCUUGGUGGGCAUCUCCGCUGCCAUCAACAGCAAAGGAUAUAGCAGAAAAAACUGCUGGCUUUCCAGGGAACGUGGGUUCUUGUGGAGCUUCCUGGGACCUGUCUCCUUCAUCAUCAUGGUCAAUGCUGUUGUCUUUCUUAUUACUGUCUGGAGGCUUUCCGAGAAGUUUGCUGACAUUAACCCUGAUAUGACUAAAUUGAAAAAGCAGAGGGUGCUCACAAUCACAGCCAUUGCACAGCUCUGUAUUCUAGGCAUCACUUGGAUCUUUGGCUUGUUUCAGUUCAGCAACCAAACCCUCGUCAUGUCUUACCUCUUCACCAUUUUUAACAGCCUACAGGGUCUCUUCAUCUUCCUCCUGCACUGUGUACUCAAGAAACAGGUGCGUGAUGAGUAUUACCGCUGGUUGUGCCAGGGCAGACGUGGCAAGACCCAGAGUUCUGACAAGUAUUCAGAAUUCAGUUCCACAUCCGGUUCCAACACGUUAAGGACUCCCAAAACUUUGAAAGAAUCUGGAAUAUAACAACAGUUUUCAGAAAUAAUGAAUUUCAGCACUGCUGCUUUGCAUAUAAACAUUUCCAGGGAAAAGACCCGCUGGAUAACAGAACUAUUGCCUGCUGAUUCAGACCUACUGCAAUAAGGACAGUGAAACUGCCAGAAACCUAUGAAGGGAUCCAAGCUCUGGAACCGAGCCCACAUUAAUCUUAUAUUGGUACAGGGCUUCAUCAAAUGUUCCCUUUUCUUUCAUGCUAAGGGUCUUCUCUCUCAAAGAGAGGAACAUUUCUUUUUAAAAGGGUACUUCUACAUAUGACACUUUCAUAAAAGGUCCUUCCCGUGGACAUUGGUUAGUCGUCUGCCUGGCUAUUAUGCAUCAAAAAUUUGAAGUGAAUUUUACAUAACAGGAAUGAGGUUUUUCAUCCAGUACAAGUGGCCUAUGGACUGAUCUGAUAGCAUUUCCCCUAAUGCUUAUUAAGUUAUUUUCAAGCAUAAACCUAUGAUUGUCUGCAGUACCUAUUAAGACAAGUAGAAACAGGGAUGGUAAAUAUGGUCUAUCAAGUGUAUUUAAGGAGUUAGGCAAGGCAAAGGAUUGGCAAGGAUGCUGUAAUUUAGGACUGGACAAAGAACUUCACAUUAUUUUGCUUUGGAAUUACAUUUGUCCAAAAUAUAUAAAUUUUGAAUUCCGCCAAUCAAUGAGAUUAUAAACCCAGGUCCCUUUUUAGGUAGCUAUAAAGUUGUCCUGGUUUGAAUAGUCCUGCAAAUAAAAAUGUAGAAACAGCAUGGUGUAGGCAAAAUACAGACCUUUUAGCGAAUGAUCUAAUUUUUGAUGUAGAAGGACUUUUAUUUAUUUUUAAUAGAAAACUAAGCCUUCAUUUGCAACCUUGCACACUGAGCCAGGCUUAAUUAGGUAUAAGUAAUCCUCUGCUAUAAAACUGUUUAAAUUAUAGUUCUUUUCCAUUGCCCAAAGAUUUUAAUGUUUCUUGGUGCAUUAAAUGUCUGCUAUGCUCAAAAUUCAGAUUCAGCUCAAAAGGCAUAUCUAAAUAAUCUAGCAUCUCAUGGGCUGCAUCAUAUCUGACACCUUUGAGUAGAAGCACAGAAAUAGAGAAAGAGUUUUCAUUUGAUGUUGUUUUACUGCUGUUCCCUUGAGUUCUGCAUGUGAUAACAAGAUGUAAUGCCGAAAAGGGGUACAGGAUAUAGAACAAUCUCAGCUACAAGAAUCCAGGUAAUGUUGUUUAUUCAGACAAGUAGCAACAAUUAUAAACUUGAGCCGGUGGAGUUUUUUUUAUUAUCUGGAUGGAACACUUCCAGGCAACAGCAGAGCUUGGGUUAGAUUAGAAAGUUAAAAGCAAUAUCUCAAAAGGCAGUGAUGGAAAAACUCUUCCAUGUUCUUCUAAGAAAACAACACAAAUACAAAAUCUUCAGGAGUCAUGGGUGACUCAGUUUUCCUUUUUUAAAUGAAGUUAAUGAACUUUUCUACAGUGGCCAUUCCCAGAAAAUAUUAAAAAGUUUCCUGUUUAGACCAAUUAGGUUUGAACGGUUUUCAGUAUUCCUAACUUUUUUUGUAAAGUGCUUGGUAUUUGUAUUUUAUUUGUAUCUCAGUUCCAGGUGUGCCUCAUUUACAUGUAAAUAACAAAACACCAGAGUUCACAGCUAUUUUUCUACUGAAUUUUGCUCCCAAAAUUAUUCACCAGUUAGACCUAGUCUUUGCAUGCACCUUUUGUAGUAUUGGGAAUAUGUAAAUUUGUACUUGAGACAAGGGGGGGGGAUGGAUGGAUUCAUUUUACUGAUGCUUCUACUAUUGUCUCUCAGUUUCAGUAACUGCCAUGUCUUGAAAUAUAUUCACUCUAAGAGUGCCUUUAAAGAU